AUGAUGGCAUGACCACCAUUUAAGAUUUGGUGAGAGAGGAUGUCAUAGUGAAACCGCAUCAGCCACUGGACCUGUUCACAGUAUUGGAAUUAACAGAAUCACAUUGUCGGGUUGGGUGUGUUGAGUGUAUAUGAGAGCUUGUACGGGUGAGUCUGUGCAUGGUGCUGGUGGUAAGAGCUGGUCCUACUUGAAGAUACCAAAGUGAGGAGAUAAAGAGAGGAAGAAAAUUGUGUUCAGAAUGAAGGCUUUGCUUUGGGUCAUUUGGAGCUACUGGCUUCUCAUUUUCACAGUGGCAUCAGAGGCUGAACGAAGGCUCCAAGAGGAUUUGUUUAAUGAUUACAACCUGAAGGUGCGUCCAGCACGUACCUGGGAUGAGAGAGUGAUGGUCAGAGUGGGAAUGACUUUAGUUCAACUCAUCAGCUUGAACGAGAAAAAUGAGGAGAUGACAACCAAUGUGUACAUGAAUAUGGCAUGGGUUGAUUACAGGUUGUCAUGGAAUCCUGAGGAUUAUGACAAUAUUGAUGUUGUGCGAAUCCCUCCCACAAAAGUGUGGCGUCCAGACAUCUACCUUAUCAACAAUAAUGAUGGUCAGUUUGAUGUUGCCCUGUAUGUAAACGUGCUAGUGAAAAGUGAUGGAACUGUCUCGUGGUUACCACCAGCCAUCUACCGCAGCUCGUGUUCCAUAGAGGUGGCGUACUUCCCAUUUGACUGGCAGAAUUGCACAAUGGUGUUUCGUUCUUAUACAUAUGAUUCCUCAGAAGUGAAUCUUCAGUAUGGUCUAGAUGAAGAUGGCAAGGAGCUUCAUGAGAUUGUGAUUGAUGAAAAUGCGUUUACUGAGAAUGGAGAGUGGCAGAUUUGUCACAAACCGACUAGAAAGAAUGUCCAGGGUGAUCUCUAUGAGGACAUAACUUUCUACCUGAUCAUCGAGAGAAAACCUCUGUUCUACAUUAUUAACAUCAUUGUGCCCUGCAUCCUUACCAGCGUGUUGGCCAUAUUUGUCUUUUAUCUGCCACCUGGUGCAGGUGAGAAGAUGACUCUGUCCAUCUCAAUCCUCAUCGCUCUCACUGUUUUCAUGCUAUUGUUGGCUGACAAGGUUCCAGAAACAUCUCUUGGCAUUCCUAUAAUUGUUAACUACGUCAUGUUCACCAUGAUCGUGGUGACGUUCUCAGUCAUUCUCAGCGUGGUGGUCCUAAACCUCCACCACAGGACACCCAGCACGCACCACAUGCCACUGUGGGUCAGAAAGGUGUUCAUCAACUUCCUCCCUCGGUACCUGGGUGUGCUGAGACCCCAGCCUGAAGAACCAACAGAGGAAGAGCCCAAAGAAAGCGUCCCUCUAGGUUGUUUGCAACAAGGUCUCAGACCUGGAGGUGAAUACUUCAUCCGAAAGAUCCACCCUGAACUGGUAAUACCCUGGAGGGGAAGUCAUAAUGAAAGCACUGUGAAGUUACAAAGAUUUUCAAACAGUGACAACUAUUGUCUCAUUCUGCCACCCAAUCUCAAAUCUGCCAUUGCUGCCAUCACUUACAUGGCUGAACAACUGAAGAAACAGGAUGUGGAUGAUACUAUGACAGAUGACUGGCAGUACAUUGCUUUGGUGUUGGAUCGCCUCUUCCUCUGGCUCUUUGUCAUCAUCACUACACUGGGCACAUUGGCCAUGUUUAUGGAUGCCAGUUUCAACUACACUCCUGACCAACCAUUUCCCUGAGCAAAACUAUAACUAUAACUAUGCAACCCCACUGUCCAUGAACUCCAAGAAACAACGUGGCUGUAGUUUCUGUGGAUUCACUGAAGAGGGCACCAAAGAAUAAAGAAUUUAUGUGGAACUCAACAAUUUUGUAUUAAUUCAGUGUUCAUUUAACAGAGAGCACUCACACUGUAGCCUUUUGCCUUGGUUAUUGUUUAUUGAUUGUUCAUUUUGUAAAUUAUUGUCUGUAGAAAAUUAAGCUCCAUAGUUUUUGUUGUUAAAUAUAAUCGUACAUUUGAACAGGACAAUAAAACUACACCAACAAAUAUAUAUAUAUAUAUAU
Messenger RNA from Triplophysa dalaica, 2030 nucleotides. It is a transcript of the gene chrnb1l, whose product is annotated as cholinergic receptor, nicotinic, beta 1 (muscle) like. Gene Ontology annotation, cellular component: postsynaptic membrane; synapse; neuron projection. Gene Ontology annotation, biological process: chemical synaptic transmission; monoatomic ion transmembrane transport; regulation of membrane potential. NCBI's taxonomy places the organism in Eukaryota, Metazoa, Chordata, Actinopteri, Cypriniformes, Nemacheilidae. The record is from RefSeq and is a predicted model, not a curated record. The coding region runs from base 239 to 1708 and encodes 489 amino acids. Gene Ontology annotation, molecular function: acetylcholine-gated monoatomic cation-selective channel activity; transmembrane signaling receptor activity. The transcript has 11 exons.